AUGCAGGACACGAGCCGGUGUGAGUCCGUUAUCACUCGGGCGCCGACCACUGGCGUAGUUGAGUCUGCCUCUGCGCCUCCUGCUGCCGCAUCGGCUGUUCUACAUCGCCAGAUCCAUCACGAGUUUCCAUCUAUUGUCCGUGGUGAGGGCAGUUACCUCAUCUUGGAUGACGGCCGGCGCAUUCUAGACGCCUCCGGCGGUGCAGCCGUCGCUUGCAUCGGCCACGGUGAUGGCCGCGUGGCCGACUCUGCCAUGGCCCAGAUGCGAUCCGCAGCGUACUGUGCCACUAUCUUUUACACGAACACGGCCUGCGAGCAGCUGUGCCGUUAUCUCGUUGACUCGACCGGCGGCCACAUGGCCCGAGCCUACAUUGUUUGCUCCGGCUCCGAGGCUAUGGAGGCCGCUUUGAAGCUAGCCCGCCAGUACUACUUGGAAAAGGCAGAGCCAGAGCCGCGGCGCACCCGUUUCAUCGCCCGUAACCGGUCGUACCACGGCAUCACGCUUGGCGCGCUGGCUGUGGGUGGCCACAAGACACGGCGUCAGCUGUUCGAACCGUUGAUGCCGAAGAACAUCUCGCAUGUUUCCCCGUGUUUUGCCUACCGCGGCAAGACGGCAGACGAGUCGGACGCUGCUUACGUGUCCCGCUUGGCCGACGAGCUGGAUGCCGAGUUCCAGCGCGUGGGUCCGGACACAGUCUGUGCCUUUGUGGCCGAGCCUGUCGUCGGUGCAGUGUGUUCUCUCGUUCUCUUCGCUCUCGGCUCCGUGCCAUCGGUGCCUGGAUACUUCAAGGCUAUCCAGGCCGUGUGCCGCAAGUACGGCGCCCUGUUGAUUUUGGACGAAGUUAUGUGCGGUAUGGGGCGCACCGGCACUCUGCACGCCUGGCAGCAGGAGGGCAUCGCACCUGAUAUUCAGACGAUUGGCAAGUGCCUGGGAGGCGGAUAUCAGCCCAUUGCCGGCGUCCUGGCUAGCCACGGUGUCAUUGAUGUCCUCAGCAAAGGCACCGGCGCCUUCGUCCAUGGACACACCUACCAGGGCCACCCCGUCGCCUGUGCCGCCGCCCUCGCCGUGCAGCGUAUUAUUGCCGAGGAGGACCUGUUGGCCAACGUGCGCACACUCGCCCCCGUCCUCUCAGAUCUGCUUGUCCAGCGGCUGGGCGACCACCCCAACGUCGGCGACAUCCGCGGCCGCGGCUUCUUCUGGGGUAUCGAGUUCGUACAGGACAAGGCUGCAGCGCGGCCGUUCCCUGCCGCGGACCAUGUGGCCAUGGAGAUUGCAGAGCUGGGCGUCGCCACUGCCGAUUAUGCUGUUGCCGUCUAUCCCGGUUCAGGCACGGCCGACGGAGUGUCAGGCGACCACAUCAUCCUCUCGCCGCCGUACAACGUGACGAAGGCAGAGAUCCACACGAUUGUCGACCGGGUGGCACGGUUGGUUGAAGACUACUUUGCGACGAAGAAAGAUGCCGGGCUGGUGGAUGCCAAGUUAUGA
Sporothrix schenckii 1099-18 is the source of this 1485-nucleotide messenger RNA. Its product is annotated as aminotransferase class III family protein. Bases 1 to 1485 code for a protein of 494 amino acids. The record is from RefSeq and is a predicted model, not a curated record. Gene Ontology annotation, cellular component: cytosol. The transcript is spliced from 3 exons. Gene Ontology annotation, molecular function: pyridoxal phosphate binding; transaminase activity. Lineage: Eukaryota; Fungi; Ascomycota; Sordariomycetes; Ophiostomatales; Ophiostomataceae.